CGGCAGCUGUCCUGUACAGUAGCGCAGUGAGAGCGGGAUUGUGGGAUCAUCACAUUCAGCAGCAGCAGCGCCGACAGAGGAAAAACAUGGCGGCUGCCGAAUGUGCAGCAAACGAUUUGCGGAAGUGAGGUGCCCACAUUCUGCUGCUGAGGAGAGAGCACCACGAUGAGGAAACCGUAGGCACCCACCAUAGUAUGGCCGCGUCCCGCCCUUCGCGCGUCACAAGAUCAUCAGUGGGGAUAAAUGGAUUGGAUGAGAACUUUUGUGGUCGAACCCUCAGGAAUCGCAGCAUCGCCCAGCCGGAUGAGUGCUCUCCACCUCCUGCGCCUAGAGCCCGCUCGCCCAAGAAGAAGCAGGACUGUCAGCAGCACCAGGCCAGAGCACAGGUCGGAAAGGUAGCUGAGAGCAAGGCGGAGAGUGAGCCCUUGCCUGCCUAUGGAAAACGGGGCUUGCCCAGCUCCGAGAAAGAUGAUUUGGAGAAAUCUGACAGCUGCGAGCGACCAAGGGCAGGGGGUGGGCCGGAGGCCUCCCCCGCCCUGAAGAGGGCCAAACGCUGCCCUCGCUCAGGUGAAUUGCUGGGGGUAGAGGAAGAACCUCCUUUCAAGCCGGACAGCCCUGAUACUGCUGCACCAAAAGAAAAUGAUGAGGACCCCAAAUCAGACUUGUCCUCGGUCUCUCCGCUCAGCCUCGACAAAGAGGCGGAGCAGAAAGAGGACAGCCCGGCAGAGGGGAACGUUCCUCCACUGCAGGCCAGCGAGAAUGUCAAGGCCACUAAUGGCCUUGCUGAUCUCCAAAAGGAGGACUCAAAAGUUGCAGCCUUACCUGCAGAGCCCUGUGCCUCCCCAGCCAUGCUCAACAACAGUUCCUCACUGUUAAACGGCAGUCAGGCUGUGCCCUCAUCCCCCGACCCCAUUGUGCCUUGUAGAUCCCCUCAUCCCAAGCAAGCCAAUGAGUCUGACAGCCCUCAGAUUGACUUUGAGAGGAACAGCAUGCUGGAGGAAGCUGCCGAGGCCGUGCUGUCCCGGGAACCAGAGAUGGAGGUUGAGGUGGAUGUAGUGGGGGACCACGGCCAGGCCCAGGAAGAGCUGGCUAGGGAGGAAAGUACCAAUGGCAGUUUUGCGACAGAGCUGCAGGACCCUUCUGACGACUGCUCAAAUAUCUCAGGAGAAACAGUGGCGCUGGCUUCCUCCCAGCUGCCCUUGGAGCCCCCCUCUUUUACAGAGCCUCAAGAACACAGGUACACCCUGAGGACUUCACCACGCCGUGCUGCCUGCGGUAGUGGGCCCAAAACCAGCUCCCCCAAACCUAGUUCCCCACACAUAGACAAUGGUUCAUUGAAGGAGGAGGCCAUGCCGGUUCCUCUCUCUUCAGAGGACGCCAGCCAUAAAGACCCUCCCUAUGACACACUGGGGCUUUCUAGUGAGGCAGACAGUGAACUCUCAGUGAAAGCAGGGGUCAGUGGAGAGGUGGAGGUUUCAGAUAGUAGAGCGUCCAGGUCCACCAAAGAGCUUUUGGAGGAUGAAGAGGAAGAGGAGGAUCCAGAUGUCUACUAUUUUGAGUCUGAUCACUUGGCUCUAAAACACAACAAAGAUUAUCAGAGGUUGCUCCAGACCAUCAGUGUUCUGGAGGCCCAGCGAACCCAAGCCAUCAUGGACCUAGAGAUGCUGGCACGGUGUCAGAAAGAGGCCCUGACCGACCCCAUCACAUUUGUGGACCAGCUACAGAAACAGGUGGAGAUGGGAUUGCCCCGCCCCCAGAGAGUGGUCCAGCUCCCGGACAUUGCAUGGGACCAAUACACCUCGGGCCGCGGCGACUUUGAAAGGGAGUUCUGUGACAAGAAGCACAAAACACGGCAGUUAAAGUUAAUCUUUGACAAAGUAGGGCUGCCUGCUCGACCAAAAAGUCCCGUGGACUCCAAGAAGGAAGGUGACUCUUCAUCCGUGUACUCCUCAACCCUACCGUCAAGUGACGGUCCUGAACACAGCAUGACCAGUAGCAGAACUCAGAUGAUCAGAGGGCGAUUAUGCAACCAGAGCAAACCUGACACCUUUAACCAGCUGUGGACCGUUGAGGAGCAGAAAAAGCUAGAACAGCUGCUUUUGAAGUUCCCGCCAGAAGAGGUCGAGACUAAACGCUGGCAGAAGAUUGCAGAUGAACUUGGCAACAGGACUGCCAAACAGGUUGCUAGCAGGGUACAGAAAUACUUCAUCAAAUUGACAAAAGCUGGUAUUCCAGUACCAGGCAGAACGCCCAAUGUGUGCAUGUACAGCAAAAAGGCCUCCAGUAAGCGGCAGCACCACCUCAAUAAACACUUGUACAGGCCAUCGACGUUCCUCACCUCAUACGAGCCGCCUGUCUACAUGGAUGAUGAGGACGAACGUUCUCACUUUUUCAACAGCCUGCAAGAUAACGGUGCAGAUGAUUCGGAUGAGGACAGUGUACCAGAGGAGCUGAGGCACCUGCCAGAGUACAAGGAGCUACUGGAGCUAAAGAAACUCAAGAAACAGAAACUACAGGAGAUCCAGGCCGAGAGCGCUCUCACACAGCACGUCGGCUAUAAGUGUGAUGUGUGUGGCAUGGAGCCCAUUCAGGGUGUUCGGUGGCACUGCCAGGACUGCCCACAGGACCAUGCCGUGGACUUCUGCAGUACCUGCUCUGACUGUCUGUUUAAAACAGAGACCCACAAGCCCACACACAGAAUGGAGCCAGUCUACCAGGCCGAAACCUUUCUGGACAAAGACUACUGCUUACCGCAGAGCACAGGCUACAACUACCUGGACCCCAACUACUUCCCUGCCAACAGAUGACAGGGACGAGCUCCAGAGCUAAUAUCCAGGGCUGGGCCGCAGCCCCCAGGGCAUUCUGUGCAUGGCUCCAUCAUCCAAGUCAAAGAAAUGCUUACAUCUGGGCGAGAGGGUACCACAGAUGGGCCGCACCUUGCCCCGACCCACUGCUGAAUUGGGGGUGGGGGAGGGUUUUUGGGAGGGAGGGGGCAACACCUUGCCGUGGUUGUCAAACCAGGUCUCCUCAAAUAACACACUAUCUCAAAGGAAAGAGGAAAGAAAGGCACACCGACAUUCCCAAACCCAGGACAUUUAGAAGGCAACUCGACUCCUCCCUUUGUUCUGCUAUUUGAGUGACAGAUGUCUGCAAAGCUUCUCUCCGAGGAGCACUUGAACAAGCCGUCGAACCUCUGCGACUGCGGCUUCAUCAGUGGCGGGGGUGGGGUUGCGUUAAAGAGCAAAGUGUCGUCUGUAGUUGAAAUAUUUAUAAGUGAAGCUUUGUGUGUGAGCUCAAAGUAGAAGGAAAGGGACUUGGUGCUGAGACUGUUGUCUUUGAUUCAUACCAGGUUUUUAACCAAUUUGAGGAGGUUUGCUCACAAUUCACAUGUUCAAAUCCCAUACGUGUCUCUUGCCAUGGGCUACCACUUUCACUAGAAGCUGCUCUUUGUUUCCUCUUAUGACCAUUACAUGAUGUUGUCACUUUAUUUACAUUCAAUUUGUUUUUUUAAAUGCUGAAAAAAAAAAAAUCACCCACUCCACGUAACCCAAUAGGUUCCCAAACCUUGAAGCACUACAGCACGGAGAAGACCAGCUGAGAUUCAGAAGGCGUUAUCAUGCUCUCUACGGUCCUAUAGAAUUUUCUUUUCUCAAUGUGUACUGUCGUUGAUCAUGUGGAGUCUACAAAUAUAUGGUGAAAAGUAGCCAGUGGUAGUUGCCGUGUGCAUUUUUUUUUUUUCUGUGCAGUCGAUUUAAGCCUGGCCACUUGUUUUAGAAGAAUAAAAUAAAGAAGUUGUGUCACGUUUGCCCUCUGAAAAACUGCCCAAUCAUCAUCAUCAUCAUCAUCACCUUUAGAUCCCUCUAAUUUUUGCAGUUUUCUCACGGUCCAUGAAAAGAUUGUAUUUUUAUUAAUCUUUUUAAAAAAUUAAAAUAACGGAUGAAAUCGAGUUGGUGGUAGUCACCACACUGGUGCUCCCACAUUAUUUUAUACACAUUUUGUUGUGCUUUGAGUAGACCAUUUUGUAUUGGGUUCUGUUCUGUUCACUUCCCCUCCUUUGACCUGCUUCAAUAUCUGUGUAUAACAGUCUGUUCUUAAAUAAUGUAAAAAAAUAAAAAAAUGUUAGAGAACUGUGGAAAUAAAAGUAUGUGAAAAGUC
Myxocyprinus asiaticus (Chinese sucker) is the source of this 4155-nucleotide messenger RNA. RefSeq names its product ZZ-type zinc finger-containing protein 3-like. Gene Ontology annotation, molecular function: zinc ion binding. Lineage: Eukaryota; Metazoa; Chordata; Actinopteri; Cypriniformes; Catostomidae. The record is from RefSeq and is a predicted model, not a curated record. Bases 195 to 2807 code for a protein of 870 amino acids. The transcript is spliced from 12 exons.